UGCCUGCGUUCCUCCUGCCUGCUGCCUGCCUGCUUGCUUGCUUGCUUGCUUGCUUGCCUGGCUGCCGGCCGGCCGGCCGGCCGGGCCGCCCGCGGCGGGUAAGAGGCGAGGCGUGUGGGAACGCCAUGGGGGAGACGGGCGCCGGGCGAGGCGCGGGGCGCGCGCUGGGAGCCCUCCUCCCGCGCGCCGCCCGCCGCCUCCCCGACGGCCGCCCGCGCCCCGCCGCCACCGCCGCCGCCGCCGCCGCCGCCGCCAUGAAGCGGGCGCACCCCGAGUACAGCUCGUCGGACAGCGAGGAGCUGGACGAGGCCGUCGAGGUGGAGAAGGAGAGCGCGGACGAGAAUGGGAACCUGAGCUCGGCCGCGGGCUCUAUGUCUCCCUCCACCACCUCGCAGAUCCUGGCUCGGAAGAGGCGUCGAGGGAUCAUCGAGAAGCGCCGCCGCGAUCGCAUCAACAACAGCCUGUCCGAGCUGAGGAGGCUGGUGCCCAGCGCCUUCGAGAAGCAGGGAUCAGCCAAGCUGGAAAAAGCAGAGAUUCUGCAGAUGACUGUCGAUCAUCUGAAAAUGCUGCAUACAGCAGGAGGGAAAGGUUAUUUUGAUGCUCAUGCUUUGGCUAUGGACUAUCGGAGUCUAGGGUUUCGAGAGUGCCUGGCUGAAGUUGCUCGAUACCUUAGUAUUAUAGAGGGUCUGGACGCCUCCGAUCCUCUGCGAGUUCGACUUGUGUCUCAUCUCAAUAACUACGCCUCUCAACGGGAAGCAGCAAGUAGUGCGCACACUGGCAUUGGACACAUUCCCUGGGGCAGUGCCUUUGGACAUCACCCUCACAUAUCUCACCCGUUGCUGCUGGCUCAAAAUGGGCACGGUAAUACCAGUACUACAGCAUCUUCCACAGAACCGCAUCACCAGACCAGAAUUGCCGCCCCACAUGCUGAAACUUCCUCACUCAGAGUGCCCCCAAAUGGCAGCGUUGGACCAGUGCUCCCCGUGGUCACAACUACUACCAAACUGUCUCCUCCUCUUCUCUCCUCCAUGGCAUCUCUGUCUGCGUUCCCCUUUUCGUUUGGCUCCUUCCAUCUGCUGUCCCCCAACGUGCUGAGCCCGUCUACACCAACGCAGUCAGCAACCCUUAGCAAACCAUACAGACCCUGGGGGACUGAGAUUGGAGCCUUCUAAGAACUAACUCUUUAGUAAGGGUGGGGAAGCCUACAAACCUAGCUGAGCUGGGUUAUGCCACGCUUAAAGUUGACGUUCUUAAUAACUGGGACAAAGGUACAGCUUCACCUUAACUAAGUUUGUCUAAAAACUGCUUCUUUGGAUUUUUCUUUUUGUUUUCUAUGUUUUUGUAUUAGCGGGUUUGGGUUUUUUUUUUUUUUUUUUGAAUAAUUGCUGAAGUUGUCCAAAAAUAAAAUUACAAUAGUGGUUGUUAACACUUGUGUUAGAUCUGUGCUGAGCAUUUAAAUCACUUUUGUAAACAGUUUGUUUCAAAUGUUUCAUUUUUCCUGAGUACGUCAGACUGCCUUUUUAUGAAGAGAGAUCACCUAUUACUGUUAGCAACGACCUAGUUUAGUUAUUAAUUUUUCCAAGAUCACUCUUCUCAGCAUUAACAAGCUGUGUUUUUGUUAGUAUUUUGACAUUGAGAUGUUAUAUAAAGAAUCACUCUUUUUUGUAAACUAUAUCUGAGUCUUAUAUUUCUGAACAAAGCGUUGACAAAUCAGAUGGACCAGCUUAACCAGCUUUAUCUAAGAGCCCAAUUUCUAUUUCUUCUGCAGUGGUUUAGUAUAUUUGGUGGUCUUAUUCUAGUCCCUAGUGGACAUUUACUCACAUCUCAGAACCUCUACGCUACUUCCACCAAAAGGAGCAGUAUGUGCUUUAGAGCAAACUCUAGAGUGGGGAGGGUGCAAAAGCCAAAUUAUACAGUAUAUUGGUGGUGGGUUUAGUUGCUGGGGAAAUGAAGGGAAAAAAAAAAGGUUGUUGCCUGCAGUAGUCUUCCAGCCGGAGCUGGUCAUGUGCAUAUUCAUUUCAUAGGGCCAGAUUCGGCUUUGAAUUACAGUGGAGUAAUAAUUAGUCUAUUACCCUGUAUUCUUGGGUAACAGAUCAGACUCUUUCCCUCUGUGGGCUUCAAAUUUGCACCUGAAAGGAGUGAUGCUGGCAUUUAAAUAGCCAAUGGAAUGGUACAGUGGGAACCCGUUCAGUGCACAGCCUUGUUGCUUAACAGAUGUAUCCUAACCGGUUGAUUUUUCUAUUGCGUUUUACUUUUAGGUGCAGUUCAGUGCCACUCCUCAUUUUGUAAGUGCUCUGCUGCAUUCUUGUGUGCGUGAGAGUGUGUGCGUGUACAUGUAUAUUUUGGUUGAUUUCAUGAGAAUCUUAAUCUGAACAGGUUUAUCUAGUGAGUUCCACUGGACGGGGUUUGACUGCUCUUGUAUUUGUGUUGUGGCUAAAUAAAGGAGAAAGAACAAAGUA
Messenger RNA from Aquila chrysaetos chrysaetos, 2459 nucleotides. It is a transcript of the gene HEY1, whose product is annotated as hes related family bHLH transcription factor with YRPW motif 1. The record is from RefSeq and is a predicted model, not a curated record. Gene Ontology annotation, molecular function: protein dimerization activity; RNA polymerase II cis-regulatory region sequence-specific DNA binding; DNA-binding transcription factor activity, RNA polymerase II-specific. The transcript is spliced from 5 exons. The coding region runs from base 126 to 1172 and encodes 348 amino acids. Gene Ontology annotation, cellular component: nucleus. NCBI's taxonomy places the organism in Eukaryota, Metazoa, Chordata, Aves, Accipitriformes, Accipitridae. Gene Ontology annotation, biological process: regulation of neurogenesis; regulation of transcription by RNA polymerase II; anterior/posterior pattern specification.